Entelurus aequoreus (snake pipefish) is the source of this 1040-nucleotide messenger RNA. RefSeq lists its product as uncharacterized. Bases 1 to 654 code for a protein of 217 amino acids. The record is from RefSeq and is a predicted model, not a curated record. The transcript is spliced from 9 exons. NCBI's taxonomy places the organism in Eukaryota, Metazoa, Chordata, Actinopteri, Syngnathiformes, Syngnathidae.
AUGGCUGCUGCAGAAGACAAAAGGAUCGACGAAGGUCUCAGAGCGCCCUCUGGUGGAGUCAAGAAGAAAGCGCCAACAUUUAAGGGGCCCUCUGAUACGGGCAGCGCUCACGCGGAGCAGAUGGUCCCACGUCCCCCCGGUGGAAGUGCCAGGGUCGUUUUAAUCCACAACUUCCUCCUCGGCUGCCUGGCUCCUACUCAAUUAUACCUCGUGACGCCCCCGCCCCCCCGCCCCUCCCCCCACCUCCUCGCCGAGUCUCUGCAGUCUCACUGCAGCCAAAGUGAAGCCAAUCACGGUGUCUUUAACCGGAAGUGCGAGCCGGACAGCUGUGAUUCAGCAACUUUACUGCAGCUUCUGCCCGCCAGCUGUCAGCAGAGGGCCCCGUCGUGGCGCUCCGGGCCAGCCAAUUACUGUCCAGGCGCCGCCAGGACUUGCUCAGACAACCGGCGCCUCCCGGAGGGAUCUACCAGCACCCACCCGGGUGACGGACGGGCCAGUCGGGGUCAAGCGCCGGGGUCGCUCUGCGCCGUCUUCCCCUUAAUGGAUCUGACAAACAGGAACGGGGCGCGGUCGGAAAAGGAAACGCGAGGUGCAGAAACACAAAAGAAGAAUCCCUGUGGGAUGCAGAAACUGAUGUUUAUUGGGAUAAGUUAGUGGGUCCAUGCCGAUGACUUCUGUUUUGUUUGAUCAGCCGUUUUACUGCCAACACUGUUUGACAACAGUUAAGUUUCACAAAUUCCUCAGUAAAUUCACCAAAACGUCACAGCAGCUAGGGGGUCCACGCCGAUGACUUAUGUUUUGUUUGAUCAGCCGUUUUACUGCCUUGUUACAGACACAGUUUGACAACAAUUAAGGUAUGUAAAUAAACAUUUAUAAAAUAUUUCUGUGUAAAUAACUCAUUUCACAACGCAUACAGUACAUCUGCGGCUUAUAGUCCGGUGCGGCUAAUAUAUGGGGGAAAAAUCUACAAUUUAGUGGGUGUGGCUUAUCGUCUGUAUAGUCUGUUAAAUAUCUGUUUGGGCAUCCCUGGUCUAUACAGU